Colletotrichum godetiae is the source of this 601-nucleotide messenger RNA. RefSeq lists its product as uncharacterized. The transcript has a single exon. The record is from RefSeq and is a predicted model, not a curated record. Bases 181 to 504 code for a protein of 107 amino acids. Lineage: Eukaryota; Fungi; Ascomycota; Sordariomycetes; Glomerellales; Glomerellaceae.
UUGACAAGGGCGAGGUAGGGUAGUCGUGAGCAGUAAAAUUAAAAACUAACGUUGCGUCGGCAAUACACGAAGCGGCUAUAAGGGUACCCCCAACGCCCGCGGGCUACGCUCGUCAUGAGACCACCCGCGAAAACAAUACAAGCACGGUAGCAGGGCAAACAGCGAUAGACAAAAGAAACGAUGCGUCAUGGUGACAAUGUGCCGGCGAGGGCUGCCGUUCAAACUCUGCCCUUCCCCAAAUCUCCCGUCCAUUCUUAUGCAAACUACCCGAGUCGAGUAUCCAUCAUCUCUAACCCCCUACUAAUUGUUUCCUGUUGUACUUUGUUUUGCGGCAAAACGUCGGCACCCACAUGCGAAAGAAAACGCCUCAUAAAGGUAAUCGUAAGGCAUCGUCGCAGAACGUGGCUCGAAUUGACAUGGGCCGAAGUCGCACAUAGAAAGGAGAUGUCUGUCUCGGCUCGUCGGGAUUCCGGGAUAGUUCCAGUUGCGCCCUCGGGCUGUUGACCUCGUCUUCCAUCCAUCGCUCCAACUUUUCCUCUCCAAACGUCUCCACAGCAUGAAUAUUAUGCACACAAAUUAGAAAAAGGCCAUCAAAGAUCGU